AUGAAGCUCAUCGAUGUCCGCACGUACAUGGUGCAAGACUUUCCCUACGGCUCCGUCCCGCCAUAUGCCAUUCUCUCGCACACAUGGGAACAGGACGAAGUGACCUUUUGGGAAAUGCAGAGUCCCGACUCGCUCCCGAAAAAAGAUGGCUUCGCAAAGAUCGCUUUUGCAUGCAAGCAGGCCAUGGAGGAUGACCUGGAGUGGCUCUGGAUCGACACCUGCUGCAUCGACAAGACAAGCAGCGCGGAGCUGUCGGAGGCCAUCAACUCCAUGUACAAGUGGUACAAGAACUCGGAAAUCUGCUACGCGUACCUCGCCGACGUCUCCGACACCGCCGUCGCGGAUCCUUACGGCGAGUUCUGCACCAGCCGGUGGUUCACCAGGGGCUGGACCCUGCAGGAGCUAAUCGCAAGCCCCAACGUCAAGUUCUACAACCGGACCUGGGGUUUCAUCGGCUGGAAGCUCUGCUCCGACCGCCACGCCGCCCUCAAGAUGGACUCGGAGCUUCUCAAUCACGCUCUAAGCCAGGUCACCGGCGUGCCCGAGGACGUCCUUGGCGACGAGUCGCGCUCCGAUGCCUAUAGCGUCGCGCAGAGGUUCAGCUGGGCCUCUAGGAGGCAGUGCACCUUCGAGGAAGACGUCGCCUACUGCCUCAUCGGUCUCUUCGGCGUGAACAUGGCACCGCUGUACGGCGAGGGUCCCAAGGCGUUUGCGCGCCUGCAAGAGGAGAUUCUGAGGGAUCGCGACGAUAACACCCUCUUUGCGUGGACGGUGGAGGAGGAGGACCCUCGCGCGGGCGCCCUCACUGGCAUCUUUGCCCAUUCCCUCUGGAUUUCGCGGCCUGCGCCGACGUGGCGGUCGACCCAGCAGGACCGCAUCGCCAUCCUUCUCGUCAGAAGCAAGUUAAACACUAUCGAAUCGGCAACGAACUCUGUCCGUCGCCUUGCCAUGGCCAACCACUGCCGGAUCCCCUUUCGGAGGGAAUACAUGGCGCCGGCAUACUUUCGCACGUGGUAUAUCCUCCGGUCCGCCUCCGUACCAACCCUUCCGGCCAAGGGCAACCGCGGCGCCCUACGAAUCCGCGGCGUGACUCUCCACCCGGGCAUGGGCAAGGAGAUCCAGUCGGAAGACUGCACCCUCGUGGACCAUGGCGCCUGCGUCAACGGCUCCGUCCUGAGACUGAGUAACCUGCGGCAUUCUCCACCCAGCUCCGACGCCCUCUUCGUCACCCACUUUGGAAGCGUCCCCGACGCCACGUGGGACGGGCAGCAAUACGCCUUUACCGACUACCUCGGCGGGCCGACCGCUUUUCUCGUUGGCAGCUCCAGGCUCAAGAUGCCGUUUUUGAUUUACUUUGCGCUCGUGAGCGAGGCCGAGGCCGUUCUGCACUUGGAGAGCUCGGGCGCGGCGCUCCCGGUCGCUCUCCAAUUCCACGCCCGGCGCAUUCCGCUGAGGGAGGCACCGUUUGACGCCUUUACUUCGGAACCCUUGGUGCACGAGCAGUUUGUCAUCAAGUGCCAGGCCAUUCUGGAGAAUAAUGGUGGCGUGGUGGGGAAGCCUGGUACCUCGGUCACGCUCGAGGUGACCAAGGAGCUUUUCAAGACUUGGAAGAGGAGGGCCAGGUAG
Parascedosporium putredinis is the source of this 1626-nucleotide messenger RNA. The record is from the annotation of a GenBank genome assembly. NCBI's taxonomy places the organism in Eukaryota, Fungi, Ascomycota, Sordariomycetes, Microascales, Microascaceae.